Mycosarcoma maydis (corn smut) is the source of this 1476-nucleotide messenger RNA. RefSeq lists its product as uncharacterized. The record is from RefSeq and is a predicted model, not a curated record. Gene Ontology annotation, biological process: transmembrane transport. The transcript is spliced from 4 exons. Gene Ontology annotation, molecular function: transmembrane transporter activity. NCBI's taxonomy places the organism in Eukaryota, Fungi, Basidiomycota, Ustilaginomycetes, Ustilaginales. Bases 1 to 1476 code for a protein of 491 amino acids.
AUGGACCAAGCCGAUCAUUCCGGCGUCCCAGACGACGCUGCGCUCGAGGAGGCGCCCAAUACAGUACCGAUUCAAGAAAAGAGCGCACAGCCUCACGACACGCAGCCGUACUGUGCAUUCACGAAGCGGUCCAAGCUGUUUAUCGUCCUCACCGUCUCUCUUGCCGGCUUUUUUUCGCCGUUUGCCAUCAACAUUUACAUCCCUGCCCUGCCCCAGAUCGCCGGUAUGCUGCAUACCUCUGAAGCCGCUACCAACGUCACGGUGACCGUCUACAUGAUUGCACAGGGACUUUCACCGGUUAUCUGGGCUCCUCUCUCGGAUGUGUUUGGGCGCCGACCGAUCUACAUCUUGACGUUUUUCAUCUUUUUCAUUGCCAACCUCGGGCUGUCGUUCACCAACGUCUACUGGCUCUUGGUGGUGCUGCGUAUGGUGCAGGCUGCAGGCGCGUGCAGUGCGAUUGCGAUUGGCGCUGGUACGAUUGGCGACGUUACUGAGCGCAAGGAACGAGGAAGUUACAUGGGCUACUAUGCGCUUGCGCAAUACACGGGCCCCGCCAUCGGACCGGUUGUCGGUGGCGCGCUUUCGCAGAGAUGGGACUACCAUGCUACGUUUUUCUUCUUGACGGCGAUCUCGGGUCCGUUUUUGUUGUUCAUGCUUCUCUUUCUCGUUGAAACGCUUCGAGUCAUUGUUGGCAACGGCAGUGCAAAAACGUCGGGCAUCUAUCGCCCCUUGGUGGAGCCCAAGCUGCAACGCUCGAUCGCCAAUGCGCCUCGGCCUGGCAUCAAGAACCCACUGCAUGGCACGCUCGAUUUCGGCUUCCACCGUCCGUUUUUGGUGUUUGCGCGCCCCGAGACCAGCCUAGCCAUCCUGGCUUUUUCGAUGGUAUAUGCGAGCUACUACUUGUCAUCUGGUUCGCUGCCGUAUCUGUUCAAGCAGGUGUACGGUCUGGACGAGCUCCUGAUCGGCGUAUGCUUUGUUCCGAGCGGUGUGGGGUGUGCGGUGGGCACAGUGCUCGCCGGCAAGAUCCUCGACUGGGACUAUCGUCGUGCGUUGGACAAGAGCAAGCUUGGUGUCAAGGUGACGCGCGCAAGGUUGCAGUCGGCGUGGAUCUACCUGCCGUGCUACUGCGCUUCGCUUCUGGCGUACGGAUGGUGUGUUCGUGCGCAUACGCAUAUCGCCGCUCCGAUCGUGUUUCAGUUUACACUGGGCAUGUUUUCGACCAUGUACUUUACCAAUGUCAAUACGCUCAUUGUCGACCUGUAUCCUGGCAAAGCGGCCAGCGCAACCGCAGCGGUCAACGUCGGACGGUGCUUGCUCGGCGCAGUAGCAGUCGCCGUGGUCCAGCCCAUGAUCGACGCAAUGGGCGCCGGCUGGACUUUUACGCUCGGCGCACUACUCACACUGAUCGUCGGUCUCAUCUGCCAAGUUCUCAUCUACCUCUACGGCGAAAUGUGGGCAGCUCGCAAACACUCGUGA